AUGAACAGCCAACUAGUUAGCCGAUUAGCAUUGCUCAUAUUAUUCCGAUUUUUGCACUUGCUCGUCCUGUUCGAAUCCGACGUCUUCGCGCUCAUCACGCGCUAUUUCGAUUCGCGAAAAGACGAAGACGUCGAGGUGUUCAAUAUUUUGGCAAGGUAUCGAUUCGACGAAACCGAUGCAACAAGGGAAAGCGACUUCAUCAUUUUUCAUGAGCGAACAACGACAUUUGAUGAGAUUUGCGAAGAAGGAUGGCACAUUUAUAGCAUCAACGAGCGCUACGUCUAUUUUGUGCAAAUCGAGUCCGUCGAUUUCGAAACAAAUGUUUCAGUCGAAAAAUGCUCGAAACUAUCGCGAAAACUGUUUGAGUACGCCGACAAAAUCGCGCGAAUCGAUGUUGAAAAAUUCGAAAAAUUCGCCAAGAAAUGCCCACCAUUCAUGUGUCACGUCGUCAUGCUCCAUUCAGCUCCAUGCGGUGGUGGUACGGUAGCUGCCAAAUUAUUGCAAGCAUGUGAUGCUUCUAAAUUAUCAUUACUGGUCAUUGGAGAACCCCCAUUCCUUACGUCCCUCAGCGUGCUUUCAACUUCAUUAUCAAUUGAGGUGAUGAGAGGCUUGUGCAAAGCAUCGCUUCGUUAUUCCCUCAUUCAUCAAAAGCCAAAUCAAACCAUAGUGCUCAAAGCAAGACCUUGCUGUACCAAAAUUGUUCCAUAUAUUCAUGCAGAAUGCGCAUCGAUUCAACAUUUUUUCAUAGGAAACCGAAAUUACCUCGAUGUGAUUUCGCGGCUGGUCACCUACACUUCCACACAGAUUCCUGUGUUCUCAUUGGUUCAUAUUUUCCAAUUUAUCAAGUCUUAUAUUAAUAUUGUUCAGCUCUGCUGGCUACUUGGUCAUUCCAAGUACCUGGUUGACGCAAUAAGUUCAUGGAGGUUGAUGGAAGAAGAGCUGAUAACCAAGGUUGGUCCGAAGACUGACGUAGAAUUUGCUGUGGGACAAGUUUACGGUAGUCUAAUUAACUAUCAGAGAAAUGUGAACUAUUUUGCGCUGGAUACGGUAUUCAUCAAUGAUUUGAUCACCGACACCGCCAGUCAAAUUCGUCCAAUUCUGAAUCUGUGCGCAGUUUCGGAUCUAGCGAUUCCGGAAUGCAUCGAAUGGAAACGAAGCGCUGAAGAGGUCCUUAAAAACGUGUGGGACACUGUCGAAUUACCGAAAGAGGAUGUGCGACGAGUGCACGAAAUUGUAGAGCUCAUAGAGCAGAAUUGA
Molecule: messenger RNA, 1257 nt
Organism: Caenorhabditis bovis
Lineage: Eukaryota; Metazoa; Nematoda; Chromadorea; Rhabditida; Rhabditidae
Source: the annotation of a GenBank genome assembly